This is a messenger RNA of Mesorhabditis belari, 1161 nucleotides long. Lineage: Eukaryota; Metazoa; Nematoda; Chromadorea; Rhabditida; Rhabditidae. The record is from the annotation of a GenBank genome assembly.
AUGGCUGCUCCUGGAGAAAAGAAAUUGUAUGGCCUGAUAACGAAAAAGAAUGCAGCAUCGAGCGUCACGAAAGUGGCUUCUGUGUUCGCUAAUUCAGACGAUGAAGAAAUGAAGGUUGAUGUUUCGAACAAGAAUCAGUCAGCAUCAAGCAUCCGAGUGCAGAAAGAGGCUGAAAGAGCGCAACAGCUAGCGAUGGCGCAAGAUCCACUAAUUUUUGACUACGAUGCUAACUACGAUAUCAUUCAACGUAAGAAAGAUGAAAAGACAGCUGAAGACAAAGCCAAAGAUCACCUACGUGAAUCUAAAUAUGCUCCUACACUCAUGAAGGCUCAUAAAAUCCGUGUUCUGGAAGAAAAAAGUCGAGAAGAAAGGCAACAGCAGCGCGAGCGUGUCAAAGAGGAUGGAGAAUUUGCCGACAAAGAAGUCUUUGUGACUGGAGCGUAUAGAAACCUGAUGGAAGAAGUUCACAAACACAGGGAAGAAGAAGCUCUGAAAAACAGAAUUGAUGAUGCUACCUCAAUCGAAAAACAAAUGAUUUGGCAAACUGGAUUUUCGCGAAACCUGUUGGAAACGAUUGCACGGAGGGAUGAUAACGAACCUUCACAGCAAGAUAAAGAAAAACAAAAUGAAAAGGUGGAAUUCAAAGCAAAGAAACCCAAGAAUAUUCGUCGACGAGGCGAAACAUCAGACGAUGAAGAAAACGAUCAGAAGACACAGAAACAGUCGAUUUAUGAUUCGGAGGAAGAAGAGAAAUCCGUGGUGCAUAAAAACUUUGAAGGAGAAUUAAAAGCAGGACUCAACAAACCCGCUGCACGUCCACAAGAAAGAGUCAUGACUAAAGCUGAACGAUUGAGGCGCCAAUUCACACCAAGUGAUGAUGAAGAAGAUAGUCGGCAUGCAACCACUUCACGCGGAAGAGAAGCCAAAAAUCGUGGACAACAAAGCCGAAGUCUAAGUCCGGAACACGCUGAUCAAGAAACUACAAAAAAAGACAAAGUUACAAAGAAAAAACAUUUACCCGCGGAUAGCAAGGAAGCGAAGGCGCUAAGGCUCAAAAAUAUGAAAGCAAUAUUACAACAAAGAAAUGGACCGACGGAAAUUGAAGCAGCUCGACAACGUUUCAUUGAAAGGCGUUCUUCUGGAAUUGUGACAGCGCCUUUU